CGAGCCCCAUUUCUGAUUCCUGACUCUCAUACAUACUCAUUAUUUCUCCCAAAAACACAACCCUAGCCUCCAUCGCGCCGCCGUUGGUCUCACUGUCGCCGCCUGGUUCGUCGUAGUCGUUCGCCAAUCCUCCUGUUUUGUCGUGCUCCAAGGCCCUUCCAUUCCCCCGACGCCAGCGUCUCCAGGUCCUGCUCCGCCGUCGUCCCUCUGUCGUGUUCGUCGCCAGCUCGCCAGUGUUCGUCGCCAGCUUCUCGUCGUCUGUGGCUCUCCCUCAAAUCUCUGGUCACUGCCCUCGCGGAAGAUUGAUAAAUGAAGCACAUUGUGAAGAUUUUCUCGUUGGUGGUGGCCAUCACUGCAUUAUGGAUUGGCCUCUUACAAUCAUCUGUAAUUCCACGUAGUCAUACUUGGCUGCUACCAGUCUAUUUUGUUGUGUCUUUAGGAUGUUAUGGUCUGUUAAUGGUUGGAGUUGGUCUGAUGAAUUUCCCAACCUGUCCUCAAGAAGCUCUACUGUUGCAAGAGGACAUUGUGGAGGCCAAGGAAUAUCUGAAGCAAAGAGGAGUUGAUGUUAGCUCUAGCUGAUAAUAAUUUGUUCAUUCAGAAUUAGCUGCUAACAAUUACUUCAUGGGAGUAGCAAAGAAUUUUGUCAAACAAUGUACGCAAAUACUAAAACGGGAAAUGUUUGGAUAGCACUACUGUACAUGGAAUUCUUUUUACUUCGAUAAACUUUUCUUUUCCUUUUAUCUUUUUUGUAAUUAAAUUUUGAAUCCUGACCAUGUUUAUGAAAAUGUUUCUUGACAGUA
Messenger RNA from Arachis stenosperma, 800 nucleotides. RefSeq names its product dolichol-phosphate mannose synthase subunit 3. The coding region runs from base 310 to 579 and encodes 89 amino acids. Gene Ontology annotation, cellular component: dolichol-phosphate-mannose synthase complex; endoplasmic reticulum membrane. Gene Ontology annotation, biological process: GPI anchor biosynthetic process. The transcript has 4 exons. The record is from RefSeq and is a predicted model, not a curated record. NCBI's taxonomy places the organism in Eukaryota, Viridiplantae, Streptophyta, Magnoliopsida, Fabales, Fabaceae.